Perca fluviatilis (European perch) is the source of this 2626-nucleotide messenger RNA. RefSeq names its product serpin A3-5-like. Bases 104 to 1417 code for a protein of 437 amino acids. The record is from RefSeq and is a predicted model, not a curated record. Gene Ontology annotation, molecular function: serine-type endopeptidase inhibitor activity. Lineage: Eukaryota; Metazoa; Chordata; Actinopteri; Perciformes; Percidae. Gene Ontology annotation, biological process: negative regulation of endopeptidase activity. The transcript is spliced from 6 exons.
UGCAUGGGCCGAGCAAAUAAGACUUUGAGACAGAAUAAACAAUGCUAAAGUACAGUUUCUCUGAUUUAUCCUAUAAAAAGGAACAUCUCUCUUUGUCCAGACUAUGUUUCUCUGUCUGCACUUUAACCAGGAGAAGUUCACAAUGACGAUGCGUGCAGCCCUGGGUCUCUGGGUCCUAUCAGCGGUGAUCUGCGUGGGCAGAGGCCAUCACCAACCCGAUCACCAUUUGGGUCACGGCAACGACGAGACCGGCCAAGACACCGUAGCGGACGGCAGCGCCAGCAGCAUCUCCCUGGUGAACGAAGCAAACCAAGAGUUUUCCUUCCGACUCUACAGGCAGUUAGCAGCUCAUGCUGACUCUCAGGGAAAGAAUAUCUUCUUCUCCCCGGCUAGUGUGUCGGCCGCCUUGGCAGCGUUGUCCGUGGGAGCGCAGGGGGAGACUCACCGUCAGCUUUUCAGUGGCCUGGGCUUCAACAGCUCCCUCCUGACGCAGACAGAUGUGAACCAGGUCUUCCAGACGAUCCUCCAGAGGGCCAACAACACAUCUCAGGAGGACGCCAGCGAAGGGACCUCCGUGUUCGUGGACAACCGCUUCAAGCCGAAGCCGGAGUUCCUGCAGACCCUGAAGCAGUCGUACCUCGCAGAUGGGUUCAAUGUGGACUUCACCAAAGCCGCAGAAAGUGCUGAUACCAUCAAUAAGUACGUGGAGGAGAAGACCAACGGGAAGAUUGACAAGCUGGUGGAAAGCCUGGAUCCAAACACAGUCAUGUAUCUCAUCAGCUACAUCUACUACAAAGGAAAGUGGGAGACUCCGUUUGACCCUGAGCUCACUGAGCAGGAUGACUUCAACGUGGACGAGAACACCAAGGUUUCAGUCGACAUGAUGAAUAUGGAGGAUGAUUUCUACACCUAUCACGACCGCGAUCUGAACACGACGGUCCUUCAGCUGCCCUUCAAAAGCUCCUACUCCAUGCUGCUGAUGUUGCCUGACGUCAUGGCAACGCUGGAGAACGGCAUUUCCCCAAACCACGUCACCAAAUGGUUGAAGGCUUUGGUGACACCCAGGAGACAUGAUGUAUACAUUCCAAAGUUCUCCAUCAAGACUUCCUACAACCUGAACGAUGUGCUGACAGAAAUGGGAAUGACAGAUAUGUUUGGUGAGCGUGCAAAUUUGAGAGGCAUUUCAGAGGAGCAAAGACUGGCAGUCUCAGAUGUUGUGCACAAAGCUACCCUGGACGUGGACGAGGCCGGAGCCGAAGCUUCAGCUGCCACAGGCAUCGGCAUCACGCUGGGGUCUGCCUGGUUCCCGGACCCUGUCCCUGUGUUGAAGUUCAAUCGUCCGUUCAUGGUCCUCAUCACUGAACGUAACACGGACAAAAUCCUCUUCUUGGGGAAGAUUGUCAACCCAACCAUCUGAUGCAUCAUCACUUUGUGUCAACUCGAGCACAGCUGUUGCAUCUCAUAUCCGAAAAACUUUAGUUUUGUUGUCUCUUGCUUUAUUGAGAGUUUAAACAGUUUUUAUAUAAUGAUCUUUGAAGGUAAUAUAAUGUAGGGAUAAAAUAUGAUCAACUUCCAUAAGCAUUUGGUAUUUAUUUAUAACAGAGAUCAGCUUUAGACAAAUACAAUAGAGCUCAACACUUUUUGAACCGCUCUCAUUCUGGGUAUUAAAAUCCUAUACUUAAGUAAAAAGUACAAGUCCUGCAUUGAAAAUGUUACUUCAGUAAAAGUAUUUAAGUAUCAUCAGGAACAUGUACUUAAAGUUUAAAAGUAAAAGUACUUCAUCCAGAAAAAUCCUCAAAUUGUUGAUUUCAUACGGACUUGUGUCUUCUACAGGAGCAGAAACUUUGCUUCACAACCUCACAGCUUGGGGUCAGUCUACCUUGGAUGGUUUAGACAUUGUAGCUAAUAAUCAAAAUCCUUAUAGAGAAAAUGAAUUGGAUUUUUAAAGUUGACGGGACAGUGUGAAUGCUGUACGUUCAACCCUGGAUUGCUGGCUUGAAUGUGUAAGAAGUAGUUGAAGUAGAAGGAAUAGUUGAAAAAGUGAGAAUGGGUUAAUUUGGUAUGAAUGUCACAGAGAAGUUAAAUAAUACAAAUUUAUUUAUUUAUUCGGGACAGUGCACAUUAAUGAACAAUCUCACAUUUCUGUACAGACUGUAAAUGAGCCAGGUUAUAGCAUAAAUGCUAAUUUCCACCUGUAGUCCCGAGGCAGGAAAACAACAACAUACAAGAUAAUGCAAAACAGAAAAAUAUUUCAAUAUACAAUAUCAAACAAGGAACACAUUAGCACGCAUUCAGACAGAUUACAUUACAUCAAUAAAAUUACUCAAAAUGAUGACAUAACUGGGAACUUUUAAGAAAUUGUUAAAAGUGCUUUUUAAAUGUGCAGUAAGUUGGACAUUCUCUUAUGUUUGAUGGGAUUCUGUUCCAAAAAUGACCUCCUCUGAUAGACAGAACAGUUUGUCCAAAGGUAGUUUUUCUAUGCGGGAUCUCUAUAUCUCCUCUAAAUGAAGCUCUGGUACAAUGACCUCUGUCAGACCUUAGUUUGAUGUAUCUAGAAAGCAAAGGUGGAGCAAGUCCAUGAAAACUUUAUGAAUUAAACAACAGUUUUUAAAAUUUUCAAAAUUAA